AUGAGCAAAAACGAAAGAAAUCAUUCAAAUGGGUAUGUAGACAUUUAUCCAGCAUUUCUCAGCCAACUGCACUACAUAUUACCAUUGGAGCGACGUGUUCUCAGCUCGGCUAUGGCCUGUCUGGAAGUUGGUUUGGUUCAUGACGGAAAUAGGUGGUGGACCGUCGAUCAGGCAAUCGAAUUCUAUGGAUUUCUUGGGCACCAAGUGAAGGAGUUCGUGCAGCUCGAGACUGUCAAGAUUCCGAAAGCUUUGAGACCGAAGGGUAAUUCAUCGGUGGUUGUUCACACGCAGUCUUCAGGAGGGCCGGCGGUAAAGGAUGGGCAAAUUUCCAAGUGCCAUUUGAAGAGUGUGGAAAAAAGGAAACUCCGAAGUUUGCAGCGAGCGACAGAGAAAAAGCUCGACGACCCAAGUAUGGAAUAG
This is a messenger RNA of Haemonchus placei, 420 nucleotides long. NCBI's taxonomy places the organism in Eukaryota, Metazoa, Nematoda, Chromadorea, Rhabditida, Trichostrongylidae. The record is from the annotation of a GenBank genome assembly.